GCAGACUAUAUUGCCAAUGAAGAGCCUGGGGUCUCGCUCGAUCAACCACCCCUACAUGACACCAUGUUCAACAGCUUGCGUGAAGCAUUCAAACCAACAGAUCAACCCUCGGCAACACCUGAAAGCCGGUCUUCAAGUGGGCAUUCGCACCUACCUACCCCCAUGACAGUCAGCCGGUUUGACUUGAACCAAGCACCCCCUUCGACUCAGGUACCAGACCAUGCGCAACCCAUGAGAGGCUCGAGCCCUCUUUCAGGACCAGCAGGAGAUGAUUUGGAUGGAUUCUUGGAGUAUGUUGGGCGACAUGCGCCUGCCUACACCAACUUCAAUAUUGACGUAGUCAGGGAUGCAGUGGUUGACCACGGCAUUCGCCUCGACGACCUCAAAAAGAUACCGGAUGAUGGCCUACCACCCGCUAAGAAGGGCUGGGUGAUGCUCAUGAAGAAUUGCUGGCCAGUAUGGAAAGGUAUUAUGCGGGAGAAGGAUUCCAACGCUAAACGACUGGAAGCAAGACCCUUCGAGGUUUACGAGGUUCCCGAUGAGUCAGAAAGUAUCUAUUAGUUCUGCUCUUUUAUGUGGUAUUCUUCUUUUCUCGAUAGCAUGCUU
This is a messenger RNA of Saitoella complicata NRRL Y-17804, 606 nucleotides long. RefSeq lists its product as uncharacterized. The transcript has a single exon. Lineage: Eukaryota; Fungi; Ascomycota; Saitoellomycetes; Saitoellales; Saitoellaceae. Bases 64 to 561 code for a protein of 165 amino acids. The record is from RefSeq and is a predicted model, not a curated record.